AUGGCCGUCAUCAACAUAUCCUCCACUGAGCAAUUCAGCACACUGCUGAGCUCUUCGCGCUUUGUUGUCGCCGACUUCUAUGCCGACUGGUGCGGUCCUUGCAAAGCCAUCGCUCCCGUCUACGAUUCCCUGGCGCAGCAGCUGUCGCGCCCGAACCACAUCACAUUCACCAAGAUCAACGGUGACAACCAGAAGGAGCUUGCGCAGGCAUACAGCGUCCGUGCAUACCCGACCUUCAUCGUCUUCGACACCGGCCGCAAGAUCGAGACGGUCGCCGGCGCCAACCCUCAGAAAUUGAACGAAGUGAUCCGGAGGCUCGCAUCGGAAGCAACCAAGUCUGAUGGCGGAUCUGGCGAGGGAAGCGGCGCUGGCUGGAUGGGCGCCGAGGUAGCUGCGCGGUACACCGACGUGACGGACCAGGUUGAUACCAAGGGCUUGGAUCUGCUCAACCGGGACAACCAGUUCGGCGAGCCGCGCGUGCUGUUCGACACCUCCAAGCCAUCGGCCCUAGCAGGGAAGGGCAAGGGCACGGACGAGGGCAGCAGCAGCGGUGCAGACUGGGUCGAGAGCGACACCGACGAGCAGCUCAUGCUCUACGUGCCCUUCCAGUCCAAGCUCAAGGUUCACUCGCUCCAUGUGACAUCUUUCCCACCCGCUGCCGGCGAAGGCGACGACGACGACGAGCUGCCCAUGCGGCCGCGGACCCUGAAGCUCUACACCAACACCUCGCAUGUGCUUGGGUUCGAGCAGGCGGAGGACGCCAACCCCGUGCAGACGAUCGAGAUCCAGCCGGAGCAGUGGGAUGCGAAGACAGGGACGGCGACGGUUGAUCUGCGAUUCGUCAAGUUCCAGAACGUGACCUCGCUAGUUUUGUUCUUCGUGGACGGCGACGGGGACAGCGAGAAGCUGCGCGUGGACCGGAUUCGCAUUAUUGGCGAUGCAGGCGAGAAGAGGGUCAUGGGCAAGCUGGAGAAAAUCGGCGAUGAGCCUGGCGAGUAA
Penicillium canariense is the source of this 999-nucleotide messenger RNA. RefSeq names its product thioredoxin-like protein 1. Lineage: Eukaryota; Fungi; Ascomycota; Eurotiomycetes; Eurotiales; Aspergillaceae. The coding region runs from base 1 to 999 and encodes 332 amino acids. The record is from RefSeq and is a predicted model, not a curated record. The transcript is spliced from 3 exons.